Molecule: messenger RNA, 543 nt
Organism: Aptenodytes forsteri (emperor penguin)
Lineage: Eukaryota; Metazoa; Chordata; Aves; Sphenisciformes; Spheniscidae
Gene: DKK1
Product: dickkopf WNT signaling pathway inhibitor 1
Exons: 4
Coding region: 1-543 (180 amino acids)
Biological process (GO): multicellular organism development; negative regulation of canonical Wnt signaling pathway
Cellular component (GO): extracellular region
Molecular function (GO): co-receptor binding; receptor antagonist activity
Source: RefSeq, a predicted model, not a curated record
AUGUCAAAAAACAAUGGUGUCCUUGUCAUCACCGUCCCUUACAGGAAAUGCCAAGAGGUGGUGAUGGAGGCGCAGCCAUUAAUGGCAGCACAGCCAUGGGAUGUCAUGAAGACAUCACCUGUCCGCCGCAAGCGCUGCCUGCGCGACGCCAUGUGCUGCCCCGGCACGACCUGCAGCAACGGGCUCUGCACCCCCCUGGAACCUCCCCACGGCGCCGCCGAGCUGGACGAGAUCGGAACCGAGGUGCUGCCCCGACGGACGCCUGCUCCCGCCUGGCUCCCCACUGCCAAAGGUGAGGAAGGGGACUUCUGCCUGCGUUCGUCAGACUGUGCGGCCGGGCUGUGCUGCGCCCGUCACUUCUGGUCCAAAAUUUGCAAGCCAGUGCUGCGGGAAGGGCAGGUGUGUACCCGGCACCGGCGGAAAGGCACCCACGGCCUGGAGAUCUUCCAGCGGUGCCAGUGCGCCGAGGGGCUGGCGUGUCGCCUCCAGCGAGAGCACGGCCCCACCGAUGCCUCCCGCCUGCACACCUGCCAACGGCACUGA